Molecule: messenger RNA, 1653 nt
Organism: Pogona vitticeps (central bearded dragon)
Lineage: Eukaryota; Metazoa; Chordata; Lepidosauria; Squamata; Agamidae
Product: histone-lysine N-methyltransferase SETMAR
Cellular component (GO): nucleus
Molecular function (GO): protein binding; zinc ion binding; histone methyltransferase activity
Source: RefSeq, a predicted model, not a curated record
CUGCUUCUUUUUCCGAUGGGCGAGCGAUGCAAGAUGGACGUCAGUCGAGGGUUGGAGACUCUCCCUGUCUCCUUAUGGCCGCCCUCCGAGGAGCCCCCGGCAUUCCAGUAUAGUCCUGAUCAUGUGGCCGGAAAGGAAGGUGGACCACACCCUUCUGAGAUCUCCUUUCCUGGAUGCAGCUGCCAUUCUGCUUCCUGCCUGGUCUCCAAGUGUUCAUGCCUUCCUUAUGGAGAGAAUUAUAACAAUUUGUGCAUUAACAAUGAAGGGAAUGAACUGGAUUUUUCAAAGCCUAUAUUUGAAUGCAAUACCAUGUGCCAGUGUGGAGAGUUGUGCCAAAACAGAGUGAUUCAAAGGGGUCUGCAAUUCAGACUUGAAGUCUUCAAAACUGCUAAGAAAGGAUGGGGCCUUCGCACUGUGGAGUUUAUACCUAAAGGAAGGUUUGUGUGCGAGUAUGCUGGGGAAAUCCUAGACUUUGGAGAAGCGCAUAGAAGGAUACAGUUGCAGACGCCAAGUGAUCCAAAUUAUAUUAUAGCUUUAAGGGAACAUUUGUGGGAUGGACGGAUAAUGGAGACAUACGUGGAUCCCACCCAUAUAGGUAAUAUUGGCAGGUUUCUGAACCACUCUUGUGAACCCAACCUCUUUAUGGUCCCUAUCCGAAUAGACUCUGUGGUGCCCAAGUUGGCAUUGUUUGCAGCCCGUGAUAUUUGUGAAGGUGAAGAACUUACCUACGAUUAUUCUGGAAGGUAUCACAAUUAUUUGCCCAUAAAAGAUCAGGACAGGCUUCAGCAAGAUGAAGAAUCUAAGAAGGCCUGUUAUUGUGGUGCCAACUUAUGUACAGGAUUCUUACCUUAUGAUAGUUCUUUAUUCCUCAAAGAUGUCAGUGAAAAAGAAACAUUGUAAAAGUACAAUCGGCAUUAUUGUUGUUUUCAAAGCAAGGGUGAGCAACUUCAGCUUUGUUGUCCGCUACAGUCUGACUGACUGCAGAUGUCCCUGGUUUCAAAACUCUUUGAACUGGCUGAUCAGUUUGGGUCUCCGCAACAGUGCUUGCGCCUUUCCUCAACACCUUGCUAGGUGGGGAGGAAGGAGAAGGCAGAGAAAGUUGUGUUAGAGAGAGGGAAAAAUUGCCUGACAUAAUUUUUUUGAGUCCCAUAGAAUUUCAAAAUACGUUACUGUAUAAAAUGCGGAACUUAUUUUUUACCCACAGUCUCUUUUAAGACCUAUUAACUUCAUAGAAAUUUGCUUCCAUGUAAGUUUGAUUACCCACCCUUUCACCUACCAAGCAAGGUUAUUUCCUUUGUGCAGAAGUUAUUCAUGUUGCAGAGAUAAGAGGAUAAAGGCAUAGGGACAAGUUAAUACAUGAGUUCCAUUGCUGCUAAUUUUCUCAUUAAAAAGAAACCUGCUGGUCUAAGAAAAAUAAUUUGAGUGUAUUAUCUACAAGUAGCCAUAAGGUAGUAUCUCAAACAUCCUGUUUUCAGGAAUGCUUUGCUUCUCUUGUUUGUACCGGUCAAAUGCUUUCGUUACCAAAGGACAUUACUAAGAAUUGAUUUUCAGAAGACUGGAGUUGGAGUGCAAUACCUUGUCUUGGCCCCAUUCCUGCCUUCAUGGAAAAUAAUGUUGGAAUACUGUACCAUUAAAUUCAUCCUUUGUAACACA